Umbelopsis ramanniana AG is the source of this 732-nucleotide messenger RNA. RefSeq lists its product as uncharacterized. The annotation marks the transcript as partial. Lineage: Eukaryota; Fungi; Mucoromycota; Umbelopsidomycetes; Umbelopsidales; Umbelopsidaceae. The record is from RefSeq and is a predicted model, not a curated record. Gene Ontology annotation, molecular function: protein binding. The transcript has 3 exons.
AGAUGACCCAUGACGGGGUAAAGGCGAAUGACCGCGGUUUCACUGUUCCCGCUUCACUGACAGGCAGUCCAAUUCAAAGCCACCAGAUUUUUUUAAAGGGCCCAUUUCGGCAAAAAAAAAGUUCGAUUCAAAGAUCUACCAUGUCACAGCCUACAGCCGAUACCAUUGACGACAUUCUGUACUGUGCACGAUACGGUGAAUUCGAUGAACUGAAGAAUGCCAACUUUCCUGCAGAAUUCUUCGCCGCUGCUGACGAGACCGGCAACACGGGAUUGCACAUGGCCUGCGCCAAUGGUCACUUGGAUAUCGUCAAGUAUGUAGUGGAGAAACUUGCUAGUCUCGAUAAUGUCACACAGUACAUCAACAGUCAAAAUGAACAAGGAAAUACGCCGCUGCACUGGGCGGCGCUUAAUGGUCAUUUAGAGAUCGUGCAGUUGUUGGUUAGCUCCUAUGGAGCAGAUAUGAAGAUCAAAAACAAAGCUGGAAGAUCUCCCAUCUAUGAGGCACAAGCAUAUAAUCAUGAAAAGGUUGCGGAAUUUUUCCUUUCUACUAUGGUUGAGGAUGCAGAGGGAGACACUAGUGAAGACGUUCAAGAUGUUGUAGAGCAAGGGCCUUCGUCAGGCAGCGGAACAUCCCAAGUUACUGCUUAAUCGUUUACAUUUCCUUUUCGGGACCAAUGUUUUCGCGGCUGCCAAUAAGGCAAGCUGACAACCUCAAGUUGUUUGUUAUUGC